Messenger RNA from Symbiodinium natans, 3183 nucleotides. The record is from the annotation of a GenBank genome assembly. NCBI's taxonomy places the organism in Eukaryota, Dinophyceae, Suessiales, Symbiodiniaceae.
AUGUUGCUGGAUGCUGUCAGCGACGUCGUCGCCAGAAAGGACCACAGACAAGAGUGGACCAAGCGUAUCUCCCAGCUGGGCACGCAGAAGUUGUGGCGAGAUGCCUGCCAGGCCCUGGCAGCCAUGCGUCGCGAGGAGCUGCAGCCCAGCAUCGUCUCGCACAACGCCGUGCUCAACGUCGUGGUGCGCGCCCAUCAGUGGGCCCAGGGCCUCAGUGAUCUCCAAGCGGAAGGCUUGCAGCAGGACGAGGUGUCGGGCGGCGUGGCUGUAAGAGCUGCUGCGGCUGAUGGGGGCCAAUGGGCUGCUGCUGAGGUCACGUUGGAGACCCUGCGGCGUCGAGAGUUGGAGGGCACGGUGGUGUCCUUCGGGGCAGCCAUCAGUGCCGCUGAGAAGGGCCAGGCAUGGGAGCAGGCUCAUGAGUUGCACGACAAGCUGCUUCGCGAAGGCCUAAGCACCAGCACCGUAGCGGUCAACGCUGCCAUCAGCGCCAGCAAGACUGUAGACUGGAGGAAAGCCGUGGCCUUCUUGGAGCAGCUGCUGCGCAUGCGCUUGGAGCCGACUGUGGUGACUUAUGCUGCAGCAAUCUCCUGCUGUGAAAAGUCCCGGUGCUGGGAGACGGCCCUGAGGCUGUUCAGCGAGAUCAGUGACAUGGAGAUUCGGCCAAACAUCAUUGCUUGCAACGCGGCCAUCAGCGCUUGCGAGAAGGCCGGCCAGUGGACCUGGGCGCUGCAUUUGCAGGAGCAUGCAGAGCACUGGACUUUGAACCCAAACGUCGUGACCUACGCUGCGAGCACCAGCGCCUGUGAGAAAGCAGCUGAAUGGGAGCCGGCAGUGUUGCUGCUGCGUGCGGCCCGACGCAGACUCCUCGAGCUGAACGUCAUCGCGUGCAACGCCUUCCUUGGAGCCUGCCAGAAUGCGUGGCAGUGGCAAAGGUCCCUAGCUGCUCUUGCAGCCAUGGCCGGCCAGUGUGAUGUCGUGUCCGUCACAGCCGCUGUCACAGCUUGUGGCGAUGCGUCCGCAUGGCAACAUGCCACCGGCCUCAUGGUGGAUGUGGAUGCCCACCGCCUCCACCCCGACUUCUCCUUGCUCAGCGCUGCCAUGUCAGCUUUCGCGGAAGGGGCGACCUCCGCCCAAGGAGGAUGGUUGCGGGCCCUGGAGAUCCAGGGCGCUUUGCCGCCGCUGCGGCUCCGGCCCGGGCUCGCGUCCUUCAACUCCGUGCUUCGGGCCUGCCAGCGCGACAGUGCCUGGCGCGGCGGCGUUGCUGCGCUCUGUGAAAUGGCACGCUUCCAGCUGUCACCGGACGAGGUGGGCUGCGCCGCAGCCCUCCGAGGCUGCCAAAAUGCCGAGGCUUGGGCGCCACUGCGCAGGUUGCUUGAUGACAUCUCGGCCGGCCUGCUCCGUGAAGCUGCAGACAUGCAAAAGCGUCUCGGAUCCUGGUAUAGGACGGUGGAGAAGCAGCAAGAGAGACUCAAGAAAGCAAAGGAGGAGCCCGGACGAGAGAAGCUGGCUCAUAACGCGCGGCAGCAGUGGCGCGAAGCUGCAGUCAAGCUUGAAGUUGGCAACCAAGCGAGCCAAGAAGCAGAUGCUCGCCUGAAGAACGUCGACAUCUGCUUCGUGUUCGACAUGACGGCUUCAAUGGAGUGGUGGCUGAAGACGGCCGCAGAAAAGAUGGAAGAGAUCGUGCUCGACACCAUGGAGCGUUUGGGGCAGGACGCGCACGUGCGCGUGGCCUUUGUCGGCUACAAGGACUAUGAGGAGGAGAAUCAUCCCGUGGUUCACCCCUUUACCAGCGAUGUCACCAAGAUCAAGGCCUUCUUGCGCACGCUCGAGGCAGAGGGCGGGGGCGAUCAGUGCGAGGACAUCCUCACUGGCUUGCAAGCCGCGCUUGAACUCGCAUGGUGCUCCACCUCGAAGGUCCUGUAUUUGUUAAGUCAAACGCCCAAUCAUGGCUGGCGGUUUCACACCUCAUUUCAUGUGUCCACGAGCCGGAGUGCCAUCGAAGAGGCCGUGGCAGCCUGUCAGGGCGUGCCUCCGGCGAAGCGGAAACUGUUAGCCGACAAAGUGGCCACAAAGUGCUAUGAUCUUCAUGGUGAGGACCCGCGGCAGUGGCAAGCGAUGGACGCAGCACUUGCUGAGUUUCAGAAGCAGGGCAUACAGAUGGUCUUCCUUAAAGUUAAAGACGACUCCAUACUGGACAAGAUGGUGCACGUGUUCCGCCACCAGUAUCAGAAGGAUGUGGCGGACCCAUGGCUUCUGAAGGUGGUUGCCUUGGACCGUGAUGUCAAGCUCUUCCGAAAUGUCGUCACCAGCAUGGCUUCGGCGAGCUUCAGCGCCUCCCUUUCCCGGAUGAGCAGGUCAGGCGCACAGCCUCACGCGCGGCUGCCGCUGUCAGACUGGUCUAGCAGCGGAAAGUGGACGCAUGUGCAAGCGCAGCUGAUCUCUUACGAGGUCGAAGACUUGGAUAGUCCAGCAAAGAAGCUUUCUCGAGACUGCAAGGUGGCAAUCUGCCCCACUCCCUUCGGGAAAGGGGCCAUGCGAUUUGCCUUUUAUGUCGUUGACGAAGACCAUCAGAGCUGUCUCGUCGGCAAGGUCUACCAGUUCGACGACGAAGCGUAUCAAAGCAAGUCCACGUAUGAAGGGGACAUGAUGUCGCAGGCCGUGGCGCAGUUCCUGGCGAGGGAAUUCAGCCUGGAGUACCCCGAGAUGCCGAUAGAGUUUGUGCAAGCUCAACUGCUGGUGCUUGAGAGUGCUACCACAGAGUUCCCCUUCAAGUUCAUGGCUCUGGAGCCUUGGAUUCCCGGAAGGUACGAGAAGUUCACAUCCAAUGCCGGGCACAUCACGGCGGACUCGGACCUUGCACAGGCGUUCUCCCAUUACACGUUUCAGAAGAGCGAUGGGGAGAUUUUGGUCAGCGACAUCCAGGGGGUGCAAACCACCCUCACGGAUCCGCAAAUUCAUUCCGAGGAUGUCGUUUUGGCCGAGGGAAUCUCAGGACCAAGGGAAUGGACAUGUUCUUUGCCAACCACGUCUGCAGCGACAUCUGCCGAACGCUGCAACUCAAGGUUCACCCUUUCCAGCCUGGGGGCCCAAGCAUGCCCUCAGAAAUGCAGAGGGGGCUCGCAACUCUUCCGGAGGAUGACGCAGCAUCUGGGGCCCCUGAGGAACCUGAUCCACACGCCCUGA